UGUGUGUCCAAUGACACAUUUUGAGUCUUGAGAGGUGGGCGAUUUCAUUUCAACAUCACUUCGUCGUCGGCUUCCCUGGACCUUACUCGCCACAACUUCAUUUCCGUUCGUCUUCUCUUUCUGAUAGCCGAAAGGUUUUCUCUUUGCAAUUUUCCUCAGCUCCUCGCCAAGCUGAAAUUCGGGAUUUCUCUAGCUUUGUUUCUCCGGGAGGGUUUUUUUUUUUUUUGUGUGUGUGGAAGAUUUCAUGCAAAUGGAGGCUAAUGACUGUGAAGAAGAACACAAGUUCACUCUCGACAGCUUCCAUAUCCUGGAGCAGGUUAGAAGAGGCAAGUCUUCUUCCGAUUUCGUGGUUCUCCAUGAACUCGAGGACAAAAAGUAUGCAAUGAAGAAGAUUUGCCUGGCUAAACACACGGAGAAGUUAAAGCAAAUCGCUUGCCAAGAGUUGAAAUCGCUCUCAAAGUUAAAGAAUCCAUAUAUCGUGCAAUAUGAAGAUUCUUGGAUUGACGAGGACAAUAACGCCUGCAUUUUUACUGCUUACUGUGAGGGAGUGAACAUGGCUAAUGCUAUUAAGAGAGCUAGAGGGAAGUUAUUUCCUGAAGAGAAAAUCUUCAAAUGGUUGGCACAAUUGUUACUGGCUGUUAACUAUUUGCAUUCAAACCGUGUACUUCACAUGGAUCUAACGUGCUCAAAUAUAUUCCUUCUAAAAGAUGAUCACAUCCAGCUUGGUAAUUAUGGUUUGGCGAAACUUAUAAAUCCGGAAAAGCCUGCUUCCUUGGUUUCUGGUAUUGCUAACAGCAUGUGCCCUGAGGUUUUAGAAGAUCAACCAUAUGGAUAUAAAUCUGACAUAUGGUCGCUGGGUUGCUGUAUGUAUGAAAUUACAGCACACCAGCCUGCGUUUAAAGCUCCGGAUAAGGCCGGACUCAUCAACAAAAUAAACAGAUCCCUUUUGUCUCCUCUUCCGAUCGUCUACUCCUCUACCUUGAAACAAAUGAUAAAGCUUAUGCUUAGGAAGAAGCCGGAACAUCGGCCAACAGCCUGCGAAUUGUUAAGGAACCCGUGUCUACAACCCUACCUCCUUCAAUGCCAAAACCUGUCACCUAUUUAUCUUCCUGUUUUCCCAAUAAACAGCCCCAAGGAUAAGACAAGAAGAAAUUCACUGCCAGGCAAGAUUGUGAAGGAGAGAGAUUCGAAAGAGAAGAGCGAGGUGUCUCGCAGUUUGGAAAACCUGUAUCCGUUUUGGACGAAAGCAGAGACUGGAUCUAGCAGCUCGUCGCAACCAGCUUCAUCGACAAAUGGUGCAGAGGACAAGCUUGAAACAAAAAGAAUAGAUCCAAGCUGCGACACUUUGAAGAUCUCUGAGUCUACUAGCCAGAAGUCAGAUCCUGAGAUUGCAAUCUUCACUACAGAAAAGCAAACCGAAGAAAAUGAUCUGCCGAAGGAAAUGGAAAAUCUGUUCACCGAGGAAUCUCAGUUACGUGAUGUUGAUGUCGGGGUUGUGAGUGCACAAGAAGUAAUAUGUUGCCGUCCAAGCACCAUGGAAGAAGCUGAAACUCAGGAGGAGGCUUUUGCUGAACCAAGGGAUCAGAGAAAGCUGUCCAUUUCUAGCUCUGAAGUUGCAGCAGCAAGUGACUGUUUGUCUGGAAGCGUUGAGGUGAGUGAAACAAAGACGGUGAAGCUAACAGCGAGUGAAAUGUCUUCAGUACUGAGUAAGCUCACAAAACUGGGUCCGCCACAGAGUAAAGAAAGAGCAGAUGCAUUGGAGUGUUUGUUGGAGAAAUGUGCAGGGCUUGUAAAGCAAGAGAAAUAUGAAGAACUUGCUGGUUUGCUUACACCAUUUGGGGAAGACGGUAUCUCAGCUAGGGACACUGCUAUUUGGUUUGCAAAGACACUCUUGUCUUCUGAAAAACUCAACCAAUGAACAUGAUUGAAUUUGAGAAAGAAAAAAAAAAACUUAUAAUAUGUAAGUUUUCAAUUAAAUAGUUUGUGAACACUCAUUUAUCCCUUGUCCUAUGUAAUAUUUACUGAAACUAAGUUCAAAUUUUGAAUGUUAAACUA
Messenger RNA from Eutrema salsugineum, 2055 nucleotides. Its product is annotated as serine/threonine-protein kinase Nek7. The transcript has 13 exons. Gene Ontology annotation, molecular function: protein kinase activity; ATP binding. The record is from RefSeq and is a predicted model, not a curated record. Gene Ontology annotation, biological process: protein phosphorylation. NCBI's taxonomy places the organism in Eukaryota, Viridiplantae, Streptophyta, Magnoliopsida, Brassicales, Brassicaceae. The coding region runs from base 245 to 1918 and encodes 557 amino acids.